Malurus melanocephalus (red-backed fairy wren) is the source of this 3137-nucleotide messenger RNA. It is a transcript of the gene CADM2, whose product is annotated as cell adhesion molecule 2. The record is from RefSeq and is a predicted model, not a curated record. The transcript is spliced from 10 exons. The coding region runs from base 530 to 1837 and encodes 435 amino acids. NCBI's taxonomy places the organism in Eukaryota, Metazoa, Chordata, Aves, Passeriformes, Maluridae.
GGAGCCUGGCGAGCGGAGAUUGCCCUUGUGUGUCGCGCCGGGAAGCGGCUGGAGCGGAGCGGGAGCGGAGCGGGAGCGGAGUCCCUGCGCAUCCCCCCCUCCCCGCCUCCGCCCCCGCCGCCCCACGGCGGCACGGGACGGGACAGCGCAGCACAGGCGAACGGAGAGACGGACGGACGCACGGACGGACGGACACGGCGGCAGGGGCAAGGGGAGCCAGCGGGGGCACCUGGCACCGCUCCGCGGUGGGAACCUGAACCUGCCCAGCAGCGCCGGAGCCAGCGGAGAGAGCCGCUCUUUCCGCCUCCUCCUCCUCCUCCCUCCCCAAUCCACCCCCGCGACCCUGGUCCUCCUCCUCCUCCUCCUCCUCCUCCUCCUCACCCCACUGGAUACAGCGAGGGAGACACUGCGGCGGAGGCGGCGGCGGCGGCGGCUCCUGCGGGGGGAAGGAAGCGCCCGGAGAGCGGAGCGGCGGGAGGCUGCGGAUCUGCGUGCCUGGCGCCCACCCAGCCCGAGGGGAGCCCCCAGGAUGCGGCUGAAGCCCGGCGCGCUUCUGCGCUUCUACAGCCUCUGCGGGAUCCUCGUACAAGGCAGCCAAGGGCAGUUCCCACUCACACAGAACGUCACAGUUGUUGAAGGGGGAACAGCAAAUUUGACCUGCAGGGUCGAUCAAAAUGAUAACACCUCCCUCCAGUGGUCAAAUCCAGCUCAACAGACACUGUACUUCGAUGACAAGAAAGCUCUGAGGGACAACAGAAUCGAGCUGGUCCGAGCAUCAUGGCACGAGCUGAGCAUCAGCGUCAGCGACGUGUCGCUGUCGGACGAAGGGCAGUACACCUGCUCCUUGUUCACCAUGCCUGUCAAAACUUCCAAGGCUUUCCUCACCGUUCUCGGUGUACCUGAGAAGCCACAAAUUACUGGAUUUACCUCACCAGUUAUGGAGGGAGAGAGGAUGCAGCUAACUUGCAAGACAUCUGGUAGUAAGCCAGCAGCCGAUAUCAGAUGGUUCAAGAAUGACAAAGAAGUUAAAGAUGUUAAAUAUUUAAAAGAAGAAGAUGCAAAUCGCAAAACAUUCACAGUCAGCAGCACGAUGGAUUUCCUAGCAGAUCGCAGUGAUGAUGGUGCAGUUGUAAGUUGCAGAGUAGAUCAUGAGUCCCUAAACUCUACACCUCAGAUAGCAAUGCAGGUUCUAGAAAUACACUAUACACCUUUAGUUAAAAUCAUUUCUUCCAAUUCAUGGCCUGAAGAAGGACAAUCUAUAGUUUUGACUUGUGAAUCCAAAGGAAAACCAGUGCCAGAGCCAGUCCUGUGGACAAAGGACGGUGGAGAACUCCCAGACCCAGAGAGAAUGGUUGUCAAUGGCCGGGUUCUCAGCAUCAGCUUCCUAAACAAAACAGACAAUGGCACGUACCGGUGCGAAGCAAAAAACCCCAUUGGCCGGAACAGCACAGAAUAUGUCCUGAUAGUACAUGAUGUUUUCAACACUUUGCUUCCCACUACUGUCAUCCCCUCCCCUACCACUGCAACAGUCACAACCAAUGUAGCCUUAACAGCCAGCACAACCACAUCGGCAUCAGCCACCAGCAUCAGAGAUCCAAACGCCCUGGCUGGACACACUGGACCUGACCAUGCUGUUAUAGGAGGAAUAGUGGCUGUAGUCGUCUUUGUAACUCUAUGUUCUAUAAUUCUCCUYGGUCGAUACCUGGCAAGACAUAAAGGAACAUAUUUAACAAAUGAAGCAAAAGGAGCUGAAGAUGCACCUGAUGCCGACACAGCCAUUAUCAAUGCAGAAGGCAGCCAAGUCAAUGCAGAGGAGAAAAAAGAGUAUUUCAUUUAGAUGCAGAGCUAGAAUCUUGGAGUUUUCCUUAUCAGGCUGACUGCUGGAGAAARCUGGCUAUCAUUUCUCAGAAUUCAUUUCUGCCAUCUUCUGCUAUCUUUAUUAACUCACAUUCCUGCUCUAAGUAGCCAGUUUAUGCCAACAAUCAGCUGUUGACAUCAUCAUUCUAUAAUUACAGUAUCAUGCGUAAAACAGGACGUUUCUUGUUGCCUAAAAAUCAUAUCCACUGCUCUCUUUAACAUACAGUGCUUGAAUAUACAGCCUUAACAAUGUUAAUCAUCAUUUUAAUCCAAGUUUUCUACAUAUUUAAGUGUUACGCAGCUUUCUUUUCUGGUUUUCUUUUAUCAUGUCCCUACUAGUAUGUCAUAGAACAAAUUUCAUAACAAGUUCUAUUAGGUAAGGUCCUAAUUUACUUACAGAAAAUGUUGAAUCUAAGAUUAGAGGUUUACAAAGAUUUUAUACCUGUCUAUCUAUAAUUAAAAAAGCAACUUGUUUUUGAAACUUAUGCCCUUGGAAAAAAAAAUGAAAUCUGUUUAGUAUAGUUUCCUGUAUACUUGGAUUUGGUGGAAAAAAAAAAAGAUCAGUCCAGUGAAUUUUUUUGUUUUGUUUUGCUUUGUUUUGUGAUGAUUUAAAUGGUACCUUGACAACAGUGCCAUGUUUCAGUGGUGAAAACAUUCUGAGUAGCUAUGCAGAUUCUGCAAAUUUAGAUCGUAGAGCUUCUUUGAAACAAUUUGUCCUGCCCUUUUACUUGCUUUUGGGAUCACCAAGAUUAGAGAACUUUCUGAGUAAUUUAUGUUUUUGUAAUUUAUUUGCUAAACAUGAACUCACCUGCCUACUCAAAUUUGAUGUGUUCAUGGGAGCACAGUUGCAAGGCAUUUUAGUAUCUGUAUAUAGUGCAUAUAAUAAAUUCAAUUAAACAUUAUUUGAUACAUAUUCAACUUUUUUGGCAGUAGCUAAGUCAGUCACAAGUAAGCAUUUUCUAAUGUCCAUUAUGUCCCUUUAGAUAUGACUCAAAUCAAUAUUCUGAGUAGAUAACAUGUAUUAGUAUUUUUUUGUCUGUAUGUCCUAGCACUGUUCAGCAGCAAACUUUUCUAGUUCUUGUUAAUUUUUUUUUCUUUGUUAUACAAUGGAAGCACAAUGUUAUAUGGAAAGGUAGUUUUAAGCUAACAACCAGUGCACAGCCUCAGGUUUUAAAUUACAACCACAUUUGAUUACUAUCCUUAAAAAGUACUAUUGAGUUGCUAAAAUUCUCAAUUUUUAAUUUGGCAGUUCCAGAGCUGCUUCUCUAUGUUGGUUUGCC